AUGCCUUUAGGCGGCUCGAUUACCUAUGGUGUUGGAUCUUCAUAUGGCAAUGGGUACAGGAAGUUCCUACAAGACAUGCUUCUUUCCAAUGGUUACCAAGUCCGCAUUGUUGGCUCACGCAAGUCGGGAUCUAUGGAAAAUAACGACAACGAGGGAUGGCGUGGGUAUCGACUUGAUCAGAUUGAAAUCAAAGCUAGAAGGUCCGUCGCGACCCUUGGCCCUGACGUCUUCACAAUCAACGCUGGAUCCAACGACUGCCUGCAAGAUUACCAGCUCGAUAUCUUUGGGAAGCGCAUGGGUAAUACGCUCGAGUAUUUGUGGGAGGCAUCUCCUCUCUCUACAGUCAUUCUCUCAACGUUACUCAUAAACGCUGACGAGCAAGUUAAUUCCCGAGUCCUACGCGUCAACGGCCAGAUCCGGGACUUGGUUAGCUUAAAGGCGGCCGAACAAAGAAGAAUAGUUCUUGCAGACAUGAAUAGUACUGAAGGACCUCAACUCGAUGAUCUGGUGGAUGGCAUACAUCCCAAAGACGAAGGGUACAAGAAGAUGGCUGAUAUCUGGUUCAAUGCCAUUCAACAGGCCCGUAAGAACCAAUUUCUCAAGAUAUAA
This is a messenger RNA of Fusarium pseudograminearum CS3096, 609 nucleotides long. RefSeq lists its product as uncharacterized. The transcript has a single exon. Bases 1 to 609 code for a protein of 202 amino acids. Gene Ontology annotation, molecular function: phosphatidylcholine lysophospholipase A1 activity. The record is from RefSeq and is a predicted model, not a curated record. Lineage: Eukaryota; Fungi; Ascomycota; Sordariomycetes; Hypocreales; Nectriaceae.